Schistosoma intercalatum is the source of this 2004-nucleotide messenger RNA. The record is from the annotation of a GenBank genome assembly. Lineage: Eukaryota; Metazoa; Platyhelminthes; Trematoda; Strigeidida; Schistosomatidae.
ACAGAACUCUGAGGGGUUCCAAAAACUGCACAACAUAACGUGCUAAUAUUAAAAUAUAUAUUGGAUAUUGGAUAACUAUAGCGGUAAACACACUUGGCGCGCUGCGUAUCUUAUUUGACGAGACAAAAGCAACUUGUCCUGCAAGUUUUCAGGAUAGAAUUAGACAACCGAGAGACCAUAUAAUGAAGAGUGCGAUGUUCCUUGGGAGACUGAGACCAUUUCUCAAAUCACGCUUUGUAACCCUACGAGAAUUUAGCGACAGUUCUUCUGAAAAAGUUCCUUUUUAUAGCACGAAACCAAGGUUUAUGUACAGGGAUUACAUUGAGCGAGAUUUUGAAGAAGAAAGAAAAAGCCAGUUUGUAAUGACUCUUUUCUGGGCCUGGAUUACUUAUUUUCUCAUUAAUCAUCCUGAAGAAUUGACUUCACCUGCUUCACCUUCCAUCUUCCCUUCAAAUCUUCUACCCCCAACCGGUUCGUUUUUAUUUCCACGAUCAUUCCGAUCACAUUUCAUCUCUGUUUCAACAUUUUAUUUUAUCAUGCUGAGCCAUUAACUAUCAAACGAUUAGUAAACUUCCCUUGUUUAAAAUUUUUUAAUACCUUUGUUUAUUAAACCUCACUGUCACCAUGUAUAACAGAAGUUUAUUAUCAGUAUUAUUAUCACCCUGUAAAAAUAAGUGUAUAUAUUUGCGAUUGUAAAGCUUUGAAAAUGAAUUCGCCAAAAAGAGAACUCUUCGCUGAACUAAUCUUUCUUUCUUAUUUAAUGUCAUAAUGGGCAUAUUCAUUUAGUUGUCUCGUAUUCCCUUCACUUUCAGCUUUUUCCGCUGUCGUUGUUAGGUCUUCCACAUGUUUCUGCUUGUCAGCUCUUCUUCAUUUGCUUGUUUGUUUCUGGGUAUUCAGCCUGUCCCUUGACUUCUGCUCUUGUUCGUCUGUUGUCUAUUGCUAUUUCCCACAUUAUCCAGACAUUCCACGUACCGAUAUUUACUGUUGCUCUGAUUGUUAGAAGGAGCAUCGACCUCGUGAUUUUCGAAGAAUCUCAGCUUUCUCCAUGAGGUAUAAUUCUUCUGAAUAAAGACCCUAAACUACCAAGACAGCGUUUAAAUAGUUUAUCCUAGUUAGCGUUUUUUAGAAAGAUUAUUCUCUACGGCAUGUGGUUGGUGACUCCAUGCCCAAACCUCUUUCUUUACUCGGGCUUGGGACAGUAACCCUAGAUGAGCUACAGGCGGAGUUGGUAUAAAAGGGCACCAAAAUAUAUAUGCGCCACAGUGUUUAUCAUUAAACUUUUAUGGGCCGGGAUAUUGUCUGGGUCCUAAAACCAAAGUAGGUGGUUUUCUUAAGGACCCACUUCCCGAGUGGUGGGGCGACGUCAGAUGAAGUUCCAUGAUACCUGGUGACCAGGAAUGGUAUCAUACGCCUUUUGUUCCCUCAGGAUCCUGAAGCCCAUUUUGAAUCAAGGUUUCCCAACUUUCCUAGGUGAAUCAUCCGUAUCCACCAAUCCACUUUAAGUGCUGAACACCCGCUUUUCGUCCUCAAUUUCGUAAAUAACACUCCCGCCACGAAAAGACCAUGGGGACUUCCCUGACCCUCGACCGUACCACAGCAUAUUCAGGCACAUCAUCAUAGGGCCUCAGGUUUCAUUCGUACUGAUGAGUAGUUAGAAAAACGAAAUUUUUCAACUACCUCUAAUAUGUUCUUUGAAUCUGGUUUUCAGCUUCUAUCGUCUGUGUCCUCUUAUUAAUUAAUUGUUUCUGAUAUCAUUUCAUUCAAUUUUUCACUUUAAUUAUUGUAACAAAAACAUUUUAUUAUCUUCAUGCACACUAUAAUCCGUUCCUAACUUAUUAAUUUUACAAGAUUUUCUGUUUGUACACAUAAUCUUUCUAUUAGACCAUCUUGGUUAUUUCUUGUUCACAUUUUCUCACAGAACUGGUACUUCAACAAAAAGUUACAUUUAUGUAUACGGUUGUACAUCUUGAUAAUAAAUUCGUGAGAAAGAUAUCUCUUCGCUGA